UAGCAUUUGUCCCCCAAAUCUCUCUACCUCACCAAAACACUCCGAAUGGGAAGAAAAUAUGGCAUGAGGGAGCCGGCGGCUGACGACCACCGUUCACCGUCUUCUACCGAGCACGAGCCCCGGCUGAACAUGGACUUAAGGAUACGCAGCGGCGCGUGCGGACAGCAGAGACAACGGAGCACAAAGCGGAUGGGAGAAAACGCUCGUGUCCUCGCUUAGCGUUUCUGCAACACGACUCAUCAUCAGUAUUAUCUCUACAGACGAACAUAAGGGACACAAGGUGGGAGCUGGCGGGCUAAUUCAAGCCUCCCAGGCUAUAUAAACUGAACAAUAAUCGGACUGUUGGUUGAAUUCAUCAGUCUCGUCAGUGGCAUCAUCUCCGGCUGAAUAAAAGACGAGAGAAUGAGUGAACAGAGUAUCUGCCAGGCGCGGGCCUCAGUGAUGGUCUACGACGAUGCCAGUAAGAAGUGGGUGCCCAUCAAGCCUGGGCAGCAGGGCUUCAGCCGCAUCAACAUCUACCACAACACUGCCAACAACACCUUCAGAGUGGUGGGCGUCAAACUGCAGGACCAGCAGGUGGUGAUCAACUACUCCAUAGUGAAGGGCCUGAAAUACAACCAGGCCACCCCAACUUUCCAUCAGUGGCGUGACGCACGCCAGGUUUAUGGGCUGAACUUUGCCAGUAAGGAGGAGGCCACCACCUUCUCCAACGCCAUGCUGUUCGCCCUCAACGUCCUCAGCUCACCUGACGGUGGAGGUCCAGUCGUCCAGCGCCAAAAUGGGCCCACCUCGGAGGAAAACGAGGCACAAAGGAGGAUGAUGGAGCAACAUCAGAUGCAGGCGCACAAGGAGAGGGAGCGACGAACCUCAGGAUCAGUCGUUUCCACUCUCCAAUAUAAAGUGUCCACCCCUCCCACCCACCCAGACACCCCUCCCGAGUACAGACAGUACAGAGCUAGCACACUGCCACCCUCCUACGUCCGCGUGGCCUCCUCUCCUCCCUCCUCCGCCUCCUCUCCCUCUCAGGAGAAAGAGGUGGGGGCUGCUAGGGACAGAGCACAGCUCUCCUCCCAGCUCUCCACCUCGCUCGCCUCAGCCUUUUCCCCAGUCCAGUCAGGAGUGGCCACCAUGGGCCGACAGGUCCGUCAGAUUCCCCUGUCUCCUCCCUCAGCAGCCCGCCACCUACACCAUCAACAAUUGCAGCAGCAACAAGAUAUCAUGCUCCCCCCUAAACACGGCACCUGGUCCGCCUCCCAUUUGCAGCAAAUGUACGCCCAAUUGCCCCCUUCCGCCUCCCCUCCAGUUAUGAUGGCCAUGCCUGUCAAGCAAGGUUUACCCCAGCAGCCCACCCUCCCAUUGGCUCACCCCCUUCCGCCCCUGAGCACGAGAAUGAAGCCCCCACCUCUUGACCCAAACGUUGUGACAGGCCAUCACCAGUACCCCCAGCAGCACCCGUCCCACCCUCACUCCAACGGCCAGCCAGACAGCCACUACUCUCCUCAUUCUCAGCAUCUGCCACUCACCCCGCAGUACUGCGAGGCCGUCCCCCUGCCUCCUCUGAUAGGUCAGACAGCCCCAGGCCCCGCCCCCUGCCACCAGCCCCAGUACCCAUCCACCUUCCACCCUCAGCAGCAACUGCAUCCACAACAACAGCAGCAGCAGGUGUACCACCAGCAGGCUCAGCCCCCUACCACCACUUCCUACUCCUCCUCCUCGCCCCCCUCUUACACUGCCUUUCACUCUGAUGGGGGCUCGCCCAAGAAGACCCCCUCCCCCGUCCCCCAGCCGGCCCCCAUGGUCAGCAGCAGCCCUCCUGUCUCUGCAGGUCACCCUGCUAUGCUUUCUGUGGCGCCUCCUCCAGCUGCUAUUCCAGCACCCAUGGCUGGUCCUCCAGCCCCACCACCUCCACCGGGUCCACCGCCCCCAAUGGCGGUACCCCCACCCAUGCCACCUCCACUGCCCAUUGGUGGAGGGCCUCCUGGGGGCCCACCAGGGGCCCAGCUACAACCCUCAGGACUCGCUGCAGCACUUGCUGGAGCCAAACUACGUAAAGUACAUAGGGAUGAGAGCAGUCCGCCUGGGUCUAGUGGCAAAAGUGACUCCAACCGGUCUAGUGGCGGCAGCGGAGGAGGGGGAGAGGGACUGAUGCAAGAGAUGAAUGCCUUACUAGCUCGCAGACGGAAAGCUUCAGAGAAACCUGAUGAAGACGAGUCUAAUAGAGGUCAGCAGAACUCAACAGAUGCUCUGAAGAAGCCAUGGGAACGAUCCAACUCUGCAGAAAAGUCCUCACUGGUGUCCAGAGUGAGACCCAUCGGCAGCACUAGUGAAUCAGACACAGAAUUUGACAGGAUGAAACAGGAAAUUUUGGAUGAAGUUGUACGCGAGUUGCAUAAAGUUAAAGAUGAAAUCAUUAAUGCCAUCAGACAAGAAAUUGGCAGAAUCGGUACAUCCUAAUCUCACGUGAGCAACGGUAGGAGGAGAGCUGGAGGAGAAUGGACAUGCAGAUGCACAGACACGAGGACCCGGGGAAUGUUCUCUCAAUGUUUCUGUGACCUCGCGACUCCACAAUGCAAGUUGCAGAGAUGUUGUGCCAACAUUUGAGUCUGCUGGACAGCGAAAAAAGGGAAGAAAGGAACAGAGAGAAGGGGUUAAUGAGACAGAGGGGCAGAAGAAACAGAAGGAUGGAUAAAGAAAGUUUAAAGGACUGAUGAACUCAAACAGAGGAUGAAAAAUAAAUUAAAAGAUGGGACGGACGGACAUUCGUGCUGAGUUCGGUGUUGUGGUCCUCUCUGUGCACCUAAAGACUCAGUCAGCCCAGUGUUGCAACUCUUUGUUCUCUGUUCAGUCUUAAGAAGAAAAUAUUUUUGUUUUCUAAGUUUUUACUGUUUUAUUAUUUAAAAACUGUGGUGAUAAUGAUGAUGCUGUUGAUGACAAUGAGUAUUUUAUUGAUAUUAUAGAAGGAGAAAGGAAUCUUGCACACCAUUUAUGUCAGCCUUUUAUAUUUUAUAUUAUGAUUUUGUGUUUAGUUUAUCCCUAACUAUUUCAUAAUAACAAGCACAAUAUGGGCAUAAUGGUGCUACAGACUCACCUGCCCUCGACUGGCAUAUUAAAAAGAAGAAAAAAAACAUUUUGUUUUUAUGACCUUGUUCAUACUGGUGUUGUGUUUAACCAAGUCUCUCCAGAAAUGUUAAAUAACAUUGAAUAACAAACCACAAUUAGCCACUUUAUUGACCUCUCUCCUCGACGUCCGAGGCUUAAAAUAUUACAAAUUAAUAAUAGAUUCUUUGGAAAUUGAUAAAAUAACACACAAUAGGAAGUCUGCUCUCCAACUCCAGUGUGACCAAGGUACAAGUUUCUUGAAACUUGAGGAUCUUUCACAGAACAGGCCGACAACUGUAAAUGUGCCACCUGGUUUUACCUAGAUAUUUAAAACAAUGUAGUAAUACCUAUUAGCCAUCCUAUGCUUUGUGAACCUCCCAAGUAUGCAUGAAACCCCCCCCCAUCUCUAUGAAUCACUUUUUUUAUUUGGUUUGGAGAAGAAUAAAAAAAACAAACGGUG
Messenger RNA from Cottoperca gobio, 3559 nucleotides. RefSeq names its product Enah/Vasp-like a (gene evla). Bases 403 to 2454 code for a protein of 683 amino acids. Gene Ontology annotation, molecular function: actin binding; profilin binding; SH3 domain binding. The transcript is spliced from 14 exons. Gene Ontology annotation, biological process: actin polymerization or depolymerization; positive regulation of actin filament polymerization; protein homotetramerization. Gene Ontology annotation, cellular component: cytoskeleton. Lineage: Eukaryota; Metazoa; Chordata; Actinopteri; Perciformes; Bovichtidae. The record is from RefSeq and is a predicted model, not a curated record.